This is a messenger RNA of Plasmodium relictum, 3987 nucleotides long. Its product is annotated as conserved Plasmodium protein, unknown function. The record is from RefSeq and is a predicted model, not a curated record. Lineage: Eukaryota; Apicomplexa; Aconoidasida; Haemosporida; Plasmodiidae. The transcript has a single exon. The coding region runs from base 1 to 3987 and encodes 1328 amino acids.
AUGAUAAGAAUUUAUCCUUAUCCUUUCAGCAAACAUGUUAAAUCAUUGCCAGACCCCCCACCACCUAAAUCGAGAGAAAUAAAGCGUUUUGAGUGUAAAAAAUAUGAAAAUGACUAUAGUUGGUUACUUGAAGCAAAAAAUAAUUUGAGAAAAUGUUUUCAUUUGUGCAAUUCAUGCUCAAAAAAAUUUAAUUAUAUGAGAUGUUUAGUAAAAAAUUCAAAUGUGUAUUAUGAAUACAACCUAAACAACAAAAUCUUAAAAAAUAAAUUGAAAGAAGAUACACAACAUAAAGAGAAUAAUUAUGAUAUCAAUUUACAUGAGUACAAUAAAAGUACUAGCCAUAAUAAUAAUUUGUAUAAUGUAAAAAACAACGUACUUAAGAUAAAUAGUAAUAAAUCUAAAAAUAAUAUGUAUAAUAAUCAAAACAUUGAAAACACAAAAGCAAUAAAAAAUAAUAGUAUAAUAUUUAGUAACUCUUUAAAUAAUAACGAAAAUGAAUCUUUAUCAUUCAAUGAUGAUGUGUACAUAUUUUUAGAUGAUUAUUCUAAAAAAGAAUCAAAAAGUUAUAAAAGAGAUGAAGAAAAUUAUAUUAAUAAAAAUUCAGAAGAUAUGAUAAUAUAUAUAAAACGACAUUUUAAAAAUAACAUUUCGUAUUUUGCUUGUGAGCAUAUUAAGCUUAAUGAUUUAUGUAAUUUGAAUGACGAAGAUAAUAAUUAUGAUAAUAUAAACAUUUACAUGUAUGAUAAUGAUAAGGAAGAUUUUAUGCAUAAUUGUUUAAUAAAUUUUAGUGAAGAAAAUGAAUUAUAUAGUUUACCACAACCCUGCGUUAUAAAUGGAGUAGAUGAAGAUGAAAAAGAACCAUCAAAGGAACAAACUAAUAUGAAUAUAUCUAAUGCCAAAUUUAAGAAUAAUUUUUUCUUAAAAAUAAAUGAUUUAAAGGGAAGAAAUUCAGAGAAUAAUAUCAAUGAUAUUACACAAAUUGAUGAGAAUUGCGAAUUUAUUAAUGCUUCUAAUUUUCUUAAUAAUAAAAAAUUUAACAUUUUAAGCACUGUAAAAGAAAAAACAAAAAUGAAUGAUAUUGUCUUACAGAAUGAUGAAGAUAACAGAAGUUCAAAAAAAAUAUAUAGUCUUCCUCAAAAUGAUAAAAAAAAUAAUAAAUUAGAAUAUAAUACUAUAAAUAAAAAUAUGCAUUUUAAAAAUGUUAAGAAUUACCGUAAAAAUUCAAAAAAUGACUCAGAAAUUAUCUUCGAUGACAAUAUAAUUGAUAACAUUAAUUGUAGUAGUAAACAUAAGUUACUUCCUUUACUUAAAAUUGAUGAUGACACUAAAGAAAAUGUAAUUUAUUUGGACAAAAAAGAAUUUUAUUUUAACGAUUUUCUAAAAGAAAAACAAAUAAAUGAAGAUUGUAAAAGUGAUAAAAAAAACAUCAUAAUUCCUAAAGAUAAUAUUAAGGGUAAUAAGAAUCAUGGAAUUAUGGCAAACUUCGAUUAUGAUGAUGGAUAUUAUGAAAAUAGGGUUAAUAAAAAUGAUAAUAGUAAAAAAAACUUUGAAAAAUAUGAUGUUAAAAAAGUAAAUAAAUCAAUAAAUUUAAGCAAAGAAAGGAACUCACUAACGUUAAUGGAUGAACUAAAUGAAAAAUUAAUAAAGAGAAAAAAUUCACAUUUUGCAGGUAAUGAGGAAAAAAAUAAAAAUAUAUCAUGUAUGUUAGCAUGUAAUGAAAAAGAAAAAAGAACUGUUAGUAAAUCUAUAGAAGAAGAAUUAAUGAUUAAUAAUAGAAAUCUCUAUAAAGAAGUGUUAAAAAAUAACAUUGCUUCUAUGAAACAAAAUAUGAACUUAACAAAUAUAUAUAAAAAUAACACCAAAAAAAACGUAACAAUUAAUAAUGUUAAUAUCAAUGAAUUCAAAAAUAAACUUAUAAAUGGUGUGACUUCAGUUUCAAAUGUACAAAGAAACAGGCUGAAGAAAUCAAUUGUAUUAGAUGAAACUAAAAAAAGUAAAGAAAACGAAAAAAUAAAAAAUUGCUAUAACAGUGAACAUAAAGAAAAUAUUUCUAAUAAAGAUACUAAUUAUUUUAAAGAGGGUAAUAAUUUGAAUAGGAAUAAAAGCAAUGAAAUUAAUACAAAAAAAGGGAAUUUUAAAGAAGCACAUAAUGAUAUUAAUGGCGAUAUGGGGAUACAAAGUUAUGAUAUAGAAGUAAACUCUUUAACUAUUGAUGAAAAACAAAAAAGUAGUAAUAUAAAAUUAUUAAAACAAAUAAAAAGAAAUAAUUACCUGGAACAAAAUGAAAGGGAUGAAGAUAAAAUUAAAAAUGAUUAUUUAUAUUUUGGACAAAUUGAACAAAUUUAUGAAAAAAAAAAUAUUUGGAAUAUUGUUCAUAACAAAAUAUUAGACAUAAACAAAGAAGAAAAAUAUAAAGUUAAAAAUAAAGAAUAUAAUCAAUCAAAGUUGAUUCAAAAUAAAGAAGAAACUAUUUUCAAUGAUAGCAUAAAAAAAAAUAAAUAUUUUACUAAUAAAGAUUCAUCGAAUUCAAAUGAUAUUCAUAAAAAAAAUUCAAAUGAAAUUCGUAUGAAUAAGGAAGAUACCAUUAUGAAAGCUUUAAAUGGAAUGGGAAGUAAUGAUAGUAACAGAAUAUAUAUAAAUAGGAGUGAUAACAGUAAUUCUGAUAAUAAAAUUAAUGAUAAUAGUGACAUUCAUAAGAAUAGUGAAGAUAAGAGUAACUUUCCAAAAAAAUAUAUAUUUAAUUCUUUAAUUAAAAAUUACGAAUCUGGAUUAAAUAAUUGUGAGAAUUCUCGAGUCAAAAAUGAGUUAAUAGAAAUCAACUGUAGUGGUACUAAAAAACAUAACUAUGAUUUCAAUGUAGAAAAUUUACGUAUUUCUAGAAAACACGAAAACAAUUCAACAAACAAUUGGAGCAAUGGCACAUCAAUGUCUUUUAAUAAAACAAAAUUUUCAAAUAAUUUAAAAUUUAAUAACAAUAAUGAUUUAAUUAGAAAAAAUAAAUUAGAUAAUCAUUAUUUAAAAAAUAAAAUAUAUUUUAACCAAAAUAAGGGAGUAAAUACUAAAUAUAAUGGUAUAAGUAACAGAUCAAAAGAAUCAGAUAAAUUAAAGUGUUGUAAGAAUAUAAAUAAUGAAAAUUUUGUGAGUAACUAUUUUAUUUAUGAUAAAAAAAAAGAAGAAAGAAAACAGCAAAACAUAGAAUGUGAGGUAAAUAAAAUUGGUUGUGAUGAAAGGUUAAAUAAAAAAUUGAAAGAAAAAUUAGGAAAUAUUUUAAAUUUAUAUACUAAUCCUAGUAAAAUAAAUAUUCACAACAGAAUAUAUACGUCCGAUAUGGAAAAAAACGAUUUGGAUAAUAAAAAAGUAGUAUAUAUUAAUAAUAAUUAUUUUUUUAAUAUAGACAAGGAUAACUAUUUUGAAAAUGCAAAUGGAAAGUUCCCAGAAAAUUCAAUGAAAUAUAAUUUUAAAAAGUUCAAUUUGCAAUAUUGUAAAAAUAAAAAUGAUUUUUAUAGUUUUAAAUAUAUGAGCAACGUUUUAUCAAGUAGCUGUAGUUUGUCGAAAGAAUGUAUUUUGAGUGAGAGCUUUGAAUCUAAUAUUUUAGAGGAAAAAUUUCAUAAAUUAAGUGAUUUAAGAAAUAAAUAUUUAUUAAGAAAAUAUUUAAAUAAAGUUUUGAAUAAAAAAAAAUUUCAAUCUAUUAGUAAUAUAGAUAAGAAAAUAUCAAGCAUUAACCAAAGAAAAUUGAAGUAUAAUAUGAAAAAAGAUAUAUGUGAUGAAAAUUCGAAAAGUGAGAAUAAUUUUAACACAAAAAAAAAAUUUAAUGAAUACUUAAAUAUUAAACAAAGAAUUAAUACUAAUAAGUGUGAAGCACCUAAAUCACCAAAAAAGCAGGAUAAAAUACCUAAGCCAUCAGCUAGUCAAUUGGAGAUUAAUUCGUUGUCUCAUUUAAAAAAAACACCAUCAUAUCCAUUUGAAGAAUUUCUAAAUAUUUAUUAA